AGCAGAGUUUCGCCUUUCACUGGACGGAAAAAAACUUGCGAGAUCUUCCAGAAGAACCUUCGAGUUUAAACGACACCGAGAUCUCCAGCGCGCAGUUCGAGCCCUCGCUACGCGGAGCACGAGCUCUUAUUCCCGCGGUGUUUCUCCGGUUUAUCUCCACUGAUGGAUCCGCGGUGACCGGAGGAGCUCAAAUCAGCGAUGGCAUCUUACCAUAGCUUAGAUGAUGACGCAAUGGCUCUCAUGGUGCACGACACCAACGCGGUGAAGAAGGAGGACGAGCCGCUCCAGGAGCCGGGCUCCGAGAAGACCGACCCGGCGCAGAAGCCGCCCUACUCAUACGUGGCCCUGAUCGCCAUGGCCAUCCGGGAGAGCACCGAGAAGAGGCUCACUCUAUCCGGCAUCUACCAGUACAUCAUCACCAAAUUCCCAUUUUAUGAGAAGAAUAAAAAAGGCUGGCAGAACAGCAUCCGACACAACUUGAGUCUCAACGAGUGCUUCAUUAAAGUGCCCCGGGAGGGCGGCGGGGAGCGCAAGGGCAACUACUGGACCCUGGACCCGGCCUGCGAGGAUAUGUUCGAGAAGGGGAACUACCGAAGGAGGAGGCGGAUGAAGCGGCCGUUUCGACCGCCCGCGGCUCACUUCCAAGCUGGGAAGAGUUUGUUUGGGGGCGACGCGUACACCGGGUAUCUCCCCGCGCCGAAGUACCUCCAGUCGGGCUUCAUGAACAGCAGCUGGCCGCUCCCGCAGCCUCCUCCGCCGGCCAUGAGCUACGCGUCCUGCCAGAUGCCCAAUGGCAACAUGGGCGCAAUGAAAGCACUGUCGACCCCUUCGUAUAACCCGUACAGCCGAAUGCAAGCCAUGGGGCUGCCGAACAUGAUGAACUCGUACGGCGGGAUGGGUCACCACCAGCAGCCGCAGCACCAGCAGCAGUCGGCGGCUCCGUCCAACAGCGCGGCCGCUCUGCAGUUCACCUGCUCCCGGCAGCCGGCGGAGCUCUACUCGUACUGGGAGCAUGAGGCCAAGAGCUCCGCGCUGCACUCGCGGAUUGACAUUUGAACCUCAUUUCGAGGAUAUUUACGAACUUUGUCUGUCGAUCGUUCAAGGUAAACAGGGUAACUUUUUUGUUGCUGGACACAGUGAACAUGCACUACACGCAAAUUAGCAGUUUUCCGUGCUUUUGUGAUUGUUUUAUAUGUUUUCCUCCGUUUAUUUAUGCUUUUGAAUUGCAUUAGGGCAUCUUGAUGUUUCUUCCAAUAAGUUUUAAA
This is a messenger RNA of Danio rerio (zebrafish), 1265 nucleotides long. It is a transcript of the gene foxl2b, whose product is annotated as forkhead box L2b. Gene Ontology annotation, cellular component: nucleus. The record is from RefSeq and is marked provisional. Gene Ontology annotation, biological process: regulation of DNA-templated transcription; cell differentiation; animal gross anatomical part developmental process. Gene Ontology annotation, molecular function: DNA binding; DNA-binding transcription factor activity; sequence-specific DNA binding. Lineage: Eukaryota; Metazoa; Chordata; Actinopteri; Cypriniformes; Danionidae.